ACUGGAGGGAGCCCGAGCUGAUGGCUGAGCUAUGCGGAGGAGAAGCAUCGUGCCUGCGGAUGUAGCAGAAACUUUCCACGGCUUCUCCCGCGGGGAUGCGACCAGGAACCAACACUGGAGGGAAGAAAGUUAAGAGACAGCAGUGCUCCACGGAGGGAGUAGCCUAAAAUGUGGAUGAACUGAUAUUUUCUCCACUAUCCGGGCCGGUUAAUUACUCAACUUGAAGAACCGAGCAGACUUCGCUUUUGGGGGGCGGAAAAUGGCCGUUCGUGGCAACUCGCUGAUGCCUUUCUCAAUCCAAGCCAUCCUGAACAAAAAGGACGAUAGCAGACACUUGCCAGAUUUGGACAUGUGCUUCUCCAAGACGGCGUGCUGGAAAAUAUUUGGGGAGAUGAACGGCGGGUCUCGGAGAGGUGAUGGGGAGGCUUGUGUGCCGACGGACCAGAAAAGCUACGACUCGGACUCGGGACUCAGCGACGACAACGACAGCAAGAUUCCGCCCGUGUGCAAGUCGGAGAAGGACGGGGACCCUGCUUCGGAUGUGCCGGAAGAAAGUUUGCUGGAGGAGACGGACCAUGAGUCUGCGACUGCGGAAAACGCAAAGAGCGACAGUGAGCCUAACAAUGCUACGGACUCCAGCACCCUGGACGAGAAGAGCCUGGAGCAGCCCAAACAGCGGAAAAAGCGUUCCAGGGCCGCAUUCUCUCAUGCGCAGGUCUUCGAGCUGGAGCGCCGCUUCAACCACCAGCGGUACCUGUCCGGGCCGGAGCGGGCAGACCUGGCGGCCUCCCUGAAGCUCACAGAGACUCAAGUCAAGAUCUGGUUCCAGAACCGCCGGUACAAGACGAAACGCCGCCAGAUGGCCGCCGACCUGAUGGCGUCAACCCCGGCCGCCAAGAAGGUGGCGGUGAAAGUUUUGGUGCGGGACGACCAGAGACAGUACAGCCCGGGAGAGAUCCUUCGGCCCCCGCUGCUCUCUCUCCAGCCAUCCUACUAUUACCCUUACGCCUACUGCCUCCCUGCAUGGACACUCUCUGCAUGUGCGGGGAAUCAGUGAGAACUCGGUGGCUGUAUUUAUUCAUUUUAUUUUAUUUUUAUAUUAUUUUGCUUCCGGGAAAUCAAACUAUGUGUUUUUUUUAUGACAAGAGGAGGAGACCUGAGGGGCUGUUAAUCUGCUCAGCGUCUCUGAUUAAACUGCCUCAUCGUGUUGUGCAGCCCAGACCAUGGGUUGGGUUCCCAAACUUUUUCAUAUAUUUUGUUCACAUCCUGAAACACUUUAAAAAGACUCCUAUCAUUUAGUAAGAGUCUGUCUCGAAGAUCAGAACAGUCUGAACUGUAGGUGGUUGGGGAGACUGGACCUCCUUAUAAAAUGUCAAUAUGUUAACCUCUGAGGAGUGACACAGUUAUAACAUUAAAGUAUUCCUCUCUUUGCUCGGGAGCCCCUCAAGGACAUCUGAAGUCCCCCGGACCCCACUUUGGGAACCGGCGGCCUGAAUAGACUGAAAAUAUCACCGUAUGUUGGUUGAUAUUUUAAAUGCGCCUUCCUACCUCUGCAGUGAUUGGAUAUAGGCAUAUUCCAUUGACUAUUCAUAUAAGUGUCUCUGUUACAGGUUGUGUUUUUUUUCUUGCUGUGUUUGUAAAGGUAAGAUAUUUCAGCACUUUUGAACAUAUACGUUACAUUACUUCAAUGUAAAAAAAAAAAGCAUUAUAUUGUGGACAUGUACAGUGUGAGACUGAAAGGAGGCGUUUUUCUUGUGUCAUUGGCCUGGAAGUGAUCGUGUGGCAGGAAGCAGGCUAAAGCACCGACGUCAAAUUUAAAUGUACAUGUGUUAUUUGUGUUGAAUGACUGUUUAGAUCGAAACACAUUAAAACAUAUCAGGCAUUACCAUCA
Molecule: messenger RNA, 1891 nt
Organism: Micropterus salmoides (largemouth bass)
Lineage: Eukaryota; Metazoa; Chordata; Actinopteri; Centrarchiformes; Centrarchidae
Gene: nkx3-2
Product: NK3 homeobox 2
Exons: 2
Coding region: 260-1057 (265 amino acids)
Biological process (GO): regulation of transcription by RNA polymerase II; cell differentiation
Cellular component (GO): nucleus
Molecular function (GO): DNA-binding transcription factor activity, RNA polymerase II-specific; RNA polymerase II cis-regulatory region sequence-specific DNA binding
Source: RefSeq, a predicted model, not a curated record